Messenger RNA from Fukomys damarensis (Damara mole-rat), 1395 nucleotides. Its product is annotated as cysteine-rich secretory protein 3. The record is from RefSeq and is a predicted model, not a curated record. The coding region runs from base 82 to 822 and encodes 246 amino acids. The transcript is spliced from 8 exons. Gene Ontology annotation, cellular component: extracellular region. NCBI's taxonomy places the organism in Eukaryota, Metazoa, Chordata, Mammalia, Rodentia, Bathyergidae.
CUUUGAUCUGUCUUUGUCCAAAUUCCUUCUUCUAGCAGAUGAAAAAAGUUUCUUUAUCCUGCUUUGAGAACAAACAGUGCAAUGGCGUUAUUCCCAGUGAUCCUGUUGCUGGUUACUGCUCUUCUGCUUCCAUCUUUCCCUGUAAAAGGGGAUGAGAAACAAGUGUUUGCUGCUUUAUCAACCACCAUACCACGAGUCCAAAGGGAGAUUGUAAAUAAACACAAUGAACUAAGGAGAGCAGUCUCUCCAAGUGCCAGUGACAUGCUAAAGAUGGAAUGGAGCAGUGCAGCUGCAAGGAAGGCCCAAGUCUGGGCAGACCAGUGCAAGUACCGUCACAGUAGGAAUGAAGACCGAAAGCUCGAUGUAAGCUGUGGUGAGAACCUCUUCAUGUCGAGUGCUCCCUAUUCAUGGUCAUCUGCAAUCCAACUGUGGUAUGAUGAGGAGGAAAAUUUUAUUUUCAAUGUAGGACCAAAGACACCCAGUGCAGUAAUUGGACACUAUACUCAGGUUGUUUGGUAUUCCUCUUCCCGUGUGGGAUGUGGAAUUGCCCACUGUCCUAGGAACCCUGUGUUAAAAUACUACAUGGUUUGCCAGUACUGUCCUGCUGGUAAUUAUGUGGCAAGACGAUAUGCCCCUUACAAGCAAGGAGCCCCUUGUGCCAGUUGCCCUGGCCACUGUGAGGACGGACUGUGCACCAAUGGUUGUGAUUACCAAGAUGAAUAUUCCAACUGUAAGAAUUUGAAAAAAUCAAAAAGUUGUAAUCAUCCUUUGGUCAAGAACCAUUGCAAGGCUUCCUGCAAUUGUGAAAACAAAAUUUAUUAACUGCCAGUGCAUGUGAGCGGGGCUGCGUGGGGAAAGGCCACAUCACCUACCUAGAUUUGGCUUAUACUACUGGGAAAUUUAUACAUGUAGAAGCUAUGUAUCUAAUUCCAAACAAUAAGAAUUUUUUUUCUGGAUCUGCUUACUAUUUUACAGAAAUCACUUUCAUACAAAGGUUUAAAAGGUAAAAAAUAAUUAUUGUAACAACUGAAUUUUGAGAUUUUCGUGAUUUAAAUUAAAUGAAUUCAAUAAAGUUGAUGAUUCUAAAACCUUCAUUUUCGAGUGACUAAAGGCACUAAAGCACUGGACUAAAAUUGAGAAUCUUGUUACCAGAACACAAUGGUACUAAAAUACAAAAGGUUAUGUUAUCGUUCUCACAUGGACCUUUUUGUGGUAGCUCCACCUAGAUAAGCAUCUCUAUUGAGGCAUUUGAAUGUGCUGUCUUUACUUUCUCUUUACCACACACUUUCUUCCCAUUCAUCUGAAUUUUAAUCUUGUAAUUAACUGCAACUGUUAUUCCCAACUUAACGUUGACUUUCAUUCAAAAUCAAUGAAUACUAAUUCACCUGCAUAGAC